UGUAUGCAAAACAGCGGCACAUGCUAUUUCUGCUUUCCACAGCAAAGAAAAUGGCUGUUUAUGUUUAGGAUUCUUUUAAUAAGGAGUGUCACUAACUGUGUUCUUGCAGUCAGUAAUCUUGGCAAGGGUUGGGAUUGUUGGCACAAGAUUGAAACUAUGUGAAGUUGUAGGAAAAACAAACAAGUGUGGACUUCCUCAUAUGUGGAGGACAGAGCUACAGCUUCGGUUGCACUUUAACUCAGUGCUGGAUUUAAGCCCAUUUUUGACUAUGCAUCCAUCCCUAAAUAAACAAUUAAGAGGUUGAUGAAACACAUUUACAUGCAAACUAAUGCCUAAGCAGUUUUUAUAGAUAAACAAAAAGUUGUUUCUUAGCAGCUGACUCUUAUAUUUGUUAACUGGAAAAUAUGGGACAUGGUUUUUAUUUAACUACUGUAUGAUGGUGUUUUUGUCCCAUAGUUGCUGAGACUAGCUGCCAGAUAAAUUCUUAGUUUUUACUGUUACCUGGUUACACUGAGGUUCAGUUACACAACUUCAGUGAUGCCUUACAGUAUUGUUCUAGAAACAUAUAAAAGUUAAUCCUGUUAAUCCAGGCUUCUGUCACAUGGAGCAAAGGAACUAGACGUGCACAGAGACCUGUGGUAAUGGCUACUAGGCAUCUUUAGGCAAAAUAUAGUUGCGGUGCUCUUUGAUGUUCCUGUUAGUUGUUAAGAUUACAACAAAAAGGAAGUCCUUCUCUUUCAUCACCUCAUGCUUCAUUAUACUUUGGACUAAGUUCUAGGUCUUUCGCUAAGUAAUAUGUAAUUUGAGAUUUACUACUAUCUAUCUAGUGUUAUCUAAGAGUCUGUAAACAGGAAGCUCCAUAUAUUCAUAUUGUGAUUGUGAAUUUGACAGUGGCACAAGCAAGCACAGUGCAUAACCAGUGAUUCUGAAUUUUUAGUGCCAUGGCAUUGUAUUUGUAGAAAUCUGAUGUCAUAGUUUCAUAGCUUACUGCAACACUGUCAUGCCACAUUUCAUCUGUUAGUUCUGAUAAUCUGGUGAAUUUUGCAUCAUUUUGUGUGACACAAAAUGACACUUGGAUCAUUUUUAUUCACACAUAAUAGUCUAUCCUGACUUUAAUUAUAGCCUUUUUGGAUAUACAUGUACUGUAAAAAUGAAAGCUUACUUCAGACACUAUUAAUAGGUCUAUACACUACUGUUAAAAAGUUUAGGGUCGGUUGAGUGUCUUAUGCUCACCAUGGCUGCAUUUAUUUAAUCAAAAAUUAAUACACUGAAAUAAUAUUGCAUUUUGAAAUAACUUGUGUUUUAAUCAAUUUUAAAAUGUAGGCCUCAUAUAGUUCUGAUAGGAUGCUGAGUUUUCAGCAGCCAUUACUCCAGUCUUCGGUGUCAUAUGAUCCUUCAGAAAUCAUUCUAAUAUGGUGUUCAAGAAAUAUCUCUUACUAUUAUCGAUGCUGGAAACAGUUGUGUUGCUUAAUAUCUAUUCCUUUCUUUUUCAGGAUUCUCUAAUGAAUAGAAAGCAUUUCUAAUAUCAGCAUUUAUUUGAAACAAAAAGUGUUACAUUAUAAAUGUCUAACCCUACUGUCAAAAGAUCAAUUUAAUGGAUGCCUGCUGAAUAAAAAUAUCAAUUUAUUAAAAACAAAAUUAUACUGACCUCAGACGUUUGAAUGGUAGUGUAUGCUUUAAUAUUGUUUCCCUACCAAUAUAGUCCAUAUUAGGCUACUUGGUUUAAGCAGCUUUAUUCAUUUAAGAUUUUCAACAAAUAUCACACAUGCUUUAUUAAACCUUAUAGACUUCAUAGAAAACAUUUAACAUGGAAAUGUAUUGCCUCGUAUUACAAAGAACGUUAAGCUCUGUGGUGAAUUCUGUAUGUUGGCAUGUGCUGUGUCUCAUUGACUGUUUUCUUUCAGAUGAAGAGUCGCUUGAAAUCAACUGGCAUUGGAAUCACAUCAAGUUCAGGUUACAAACACAAUACCUUUUUCCAGGAUGCUAACAAACUGCUCCUGAACGAACGAGCUAACUGGGUGCAUCUAAAGGAGUUUGCCCGUAAAAAUGCUGCCAAUGCUCUUUCUGUUGCCAACAUGCUCAUGGGCAUGGCCUCAAUCCUCUGCAGUCUCAAUGGCCAUCAUCAUGCCGCAUGCUGGCUGGUUCUGAUCGGUUACCUGCUGGAUUUGGCAGAUGGAGCAGUUGCUAGGCAACUAAAUGCGUGUUCUGCACUGGGUGCAAAGUUGGAUGAUUUUGCUGAUUUCACAACAUUUGGAAUAGCCACAUCUCUCAUCUUAAGGACACCCAGUCUUUUGGAUAACAUCAUGUGCAUGUUGUAUGUGCUGUCUGUCUAUACCCGUCUCUGCUUCUUCUCUAGUGGAAUCCCGUUCAUGUACCGUGGCCUACCGUGCAUCUACUCCUCUGCCAUCCUGGUGUGUGUUUCUCUGCUGACUGGAGGAAAUACGGCAGUACUGAGAAUCCUAGCAGUGGCCAUGAUUCUCUUCAUGGUCAGUCAGAACUUCUACCCACAUGACAGAGUGCUGGAGUCUCAGGCCUGGAAGAAGGUGGUCUACAUCGGAGGAGUUGCCAUGGUGUUUUGCUCCUCUUUCCCUCCAGCGUGCGUCUACUACUUGUUAUGGUCAAUUUCCUACAUAUUGUUUCCAACAACCCUGUGGAGCAGCAAAGUGUAAAGGGGUAAUGGCCUAUGAGGCUUCUCCUUCCUGCAAAGGAAAAAUCAAACCGAUUUAGAAACUCAGAAAGCAAUUUUUAAAUCAGUUUUGUUCUGAGGGGAUGAACUUCAUGAAAUCGACAUGAUCUAGACGGCUUACGGACAUCUUGAUUGCUGCUGAUGUUUCAUCGCUAAGGAUGAGAAAUGCUCUUUACCUCUGCUUCACAUGUCUUGUCGUGUUUGCAUGGCAUGCUGACAGAGACUCAGUAGAUGUCUUGGAUACACUGUGUUUGGUGUUUGUUGCACACUUCUGCCUAAAUGAACCAAAAAGGCAAGAAGCAAAGUAGAGAUUGUCAAAUUUGCUGUGGAAUUUAUUUUUGUAGAAUUACUGCUUUUUGGUUGUUUAAGAAACACAAAAAUCCAAAACUCAGCUCUCAAUCAUAAUCAAAUAUCUGAUUAAAUAUAUAACAUUUUAAAAAAUGACCAUAAGGGAAUUUUAUUCAUAUGAUUUGUGUAUUUUCAUGUAAAAACACUACAGUAGGCAUCAUAAUAUACUGUACUUUAUCAAUUGCCUGGAUAAUGUGUAACCUAAAAUACUUCAUGUCUCAUAUAAUAUUAAGUGGGCCUUCGAAACAAACGGUUUGUAACAAUAUGACAGUUGCUUUAGUUUUGAUAAAUGAGUUUACCUGUACCAUUUAACCUCUGUUUUAAGGGGUUCUGCUUCCUGACUCACUGCUAUCAGUAAUUGCU
This is a messenger RNA of Carassius auratus (goldfish), 3397 nucleotides long. RefSeq names its product transmembrane protein 269 (gene tmem269). The coding region runs from base 1872 to 2669 and encodes 265 amino acids. The transcript is spliced from 6 exons. Gene Ontology annotation, molecular function: phosphotransferase activity, for other substituted phosphate groups. NCBI's taxonomy places the organism in Eukaryota, Metazoa, Chordata, Actinopteri, Cypriniformes, Cyprinidae. Gene Ontology annotation, cellular component: membrane. Gene Ontology annotation, biological process: phospholipid biosynthetic process. The record is from RefSeq and is a predicted model, not a curated record.